AUGGCCGACGAAGUGGAGGACAUCACCACUAGCAGUGAGAGUUCGAUAUCGGAGCUCACUUUACUGGAGUCCACGUCUCUGAGCAGACAGGAGCAGCAAGCCUCCUUCACCGAGGACGGCUCGGAGACCAUGCGCAAACGACUCAAACUCAAAGAUGAAAAGAUUUGCGGAGUGUGUGGAGACAAGGCACUGGGGUAUAACUUCAAUGCCAUCACGUGUGAAUCCUGCAAGGCAUUUUUCAGGAGGAAUGCCUUGAAGCAAAAGACCAUGAAAUGUCUGUUCACUGGUGACUGUGUUAUUGAUACAAGAACAAGACGGUUCUGCCCGUUCUGCAGGUUGAAAAGAUGUUUUCAUAUUGGCAUGAAGAAGGAUAUGAUCCUUGAUGAUCACGAAAAGAAAGCAAGAAUGGCCAAAGUGAUGGAAAAUCGGGUGAAAAGACAAGUUCCUGUGAACACGGUCACAGUAAAAGAGGAACCACAAGACCCAGACAUGCCUAAAGUGGAAUCCUCGUGUAUUUAUUCUCCUUCAAUGGAACAAGACCUGGAUGAUUCUUCAUUUGAUAGCAAAACAUCUGCUGUGCCUACUGUACACGGGGGAAGCACUUUCCGCUAUAUCCCCAAGAAAGAGCGGUCCACUGACCCAAACCUCUACAGACAGUUAACACCAAGUGAAACCAAGCUGGUUGAUGAAGUCGGACACAUGUACUCAACAACCGUUGGGAGCUUUAUCAUGUUUCCAGAAGAUGUUCUUAUGCCGGAUACAUACAAUAGCGUUAAUGCCUUAGUGAACCACUCGGAAGUUGCUGUCAGGCGAAUUAUCAAGUUUAUCAAGCGGCUGGAAGACUUCCGCCGACUGUCCCAAGAAGAUCAGAUCAAUGCACUGAAGUCAUCGGUCCUAAAUGCUCUCGUUAUCCGGUCAGCAUUCUUCUACAUCCUUGACCGCGAUGCGUGGACUACAGCUAAAGGAGAGAUCUCCACCAGCAUCCUGAAGCAAGCCACUGGGUACUUUGAGCUGCAUGACUCACACAUCAAGUACUGCCACGCCAUGAAGAGCAUCAUGCAAGACGACAAUGUUCUGUUCGCCCUUGCUCUCAUCAUAGCCAUGUUCAACCCAAAUGGGGAAGGAAUCAAAGACCGCCAGCUGAUGGCUGACAUACAGGACAAGUACGUUAUUCUCCUCAAGCAUUACCUGGAGUCCGAGAUGUCGUAUGAGCAUUCAAGGGAGUAUUUUGUGGCUAUUAUAGCAAAACUGAAUGACUUGCGCACUAUAAGUGAUGACCAUGCCAAGGUACUUCUGCAGGUGAACCCUCAUUCUAUUGAGCCUCUCCUGUUGGAAGUUUUCAACUUAAAGUAGCUGGUGCUGGUGUUGGUUUUGGUAUGUAUAUAUAUGGAAGGUCAUAUUGCUUUUUCAACUGGUAAAAAUAGACUAUAGGGUCAUAUACUGUGUCAGCUGGUGAAAACAGGCUGGAUCAUGGACAUGGAUGAUCUUUAUAUGGCAGCAACUGGUGAAAAAGAGAUGAAAGAUGAAAGGCCUUACAUUUUUGUAAAUAUCUACGUCCCGGAAUGACAACCUUAUAUACCUAAAUUAAGCGGAAAAUCUUACAAGAAGUUUUCAGUUAGCAAUUGUUUUUCAACAAUAUUUGAAAUUCCAUAGAUAGUCAUUGAGAUUAUUUUUUUGUUAGUCGUUUGUUUCGUAAUGCAGAAGAAGAUGCCCUUGUUAAUAGUCAGUGUUUCCUAGGUGUGGAGUUUACUUGUAGAAUAUCUUCAGAUUCCAAAUUUGUGUGUGUGUGUGCACGUGCGUGCAUGCGUGCGUGUAUGGUUACCAUAGUACUUCAGAUGUGUUGUCUGCAUUUUGCUUAGCUUUUAAUGCAUUGUUAAUAUCACCUUGUCUCAGUGUUCUCGUAUUUGUAUAGGUUAACACAGGUCCGUGCAAAGCACACAAAAGAAUUACCUCGGUUAUUGGACUCCUGCUCUGCACCAUAACAUUUUAGUGCCUUAAUCAGUUUUGCUUGUUAGUACAUUCAUUAUGCACAUGUUGUUGAUAUUUUUAUUACAUUUUACUGAUUAUGACAAAAAAAUCAAGUAACCUAGAUACCGGUACAAAGAAAAUUGUCUGCCAAUAACAUAGCCAUCUACAAAUUGUACAUGUAUGUACAAGCUACAUGUACACGUAAAUGACAAAUAUGAUUACUGUUUAAUGUUAUUAGUGGCUGGCUGCUUCAUUCUUCAACUGGCAAACUCAUUGCAGCCUACCUAUUAUUAAUAUAAUAUCCAUGAAAUCAUUGUUUUAUAAAAAUACACUUGCCUGAGGAAAUAUGUUUCUAAUAAUUAAGACACUCUGUCCAGUCCUUGCAAUUCAUGACGACAAUCAGCAGCGUUGAUGCCAAAAGCAAACCAUCUGCUACAACAUUUUGAUCAUUAUCAGGUACUUACUGUAGUAAAUUGCUGUUGCAAGAUGAUCUGAAUUACAAGGGCUUUUAGUCUGCAAGAUUAGAUACGAAACCUUCAGCCUAAAAAACGAUGAACAGCGAUACGAUCCGAUAAUACUUUAACAUGCUCAUGUACCACGAAGGUUUCAAGCAUGUCGGCACCAGGGUUCGGCCUCUGGAGGCCAGGGGCCCAAUCCGGGGCAGAUGAUGAGCAGCAAAGGGUUUUAUAUACCAGUAUGUACUUUCCCAAAGGGCAGGAGAGCUCAUACUGUGAUAUUUGUUAUACCAGUCAGAGCAGGCUGUAGCUCAGUGGUAAGAGUGCUCAUCUGAGCAGUCUUUCUGCCAGAAAGACAUUUUUGGGUAUGGUGCUAUGGAAUUGAAUGCAAUCACAGUCAGCAGAGGGCAUGUGGGGCCUCCCCCAGAACUAAAUUGGGUUAAGUUUAGGGUUAGGGUUAAAAUGAUCAUACAGUAAUGAUAAGAGUAAUUAAUUUUGUCAAAAGGUUAACUUAAAACA
Molecule: messenger RNA, 2942 nt
Organism: Gigantopelta aegis
Lineage: Eukaryota; Metazoa; Mollusca; Gastropoda; Neomphalida; Peltospiridae
Product: nuclear hormone receptor HR96-like
Exons: 4
Coding region: 1-1353 (450 amino acids)
Biological process (GO): negative regulation of transcription by RNA polymerase II; positive regulation of transcription by RNA polymerase II; cell differentiation
Molecular function (GO): RNA polymerase II cis-regulatory region sequence-specific DNA binding; zinc ion binding; nuclear receptor activity
Source: RefSeq, a predicted model, not a curated record